CACGGCUCUCAGUCAGGUCACCCACCCAACUUAAUGAACAUAAGUGAUUCUACACACGAAAAGCAGGUACAUAUUCCUGUGAUUCGCUUAUGUUGCAGUUUUGUUUUCUCACUGACUUUGGGUGAUUCACACACUUGCUGUAAUGACUGCGUACUCAUCCGGUCCGGACGUUUGGACCACUGCAGGAUGCAAACUCUACCGCAACUGACCCCAACCUCUUCCGUACACACACACACACACACACACACACACACACACACAAUCUGAUGGUCUAAUAGUUGUGGUUUUAGCUUUUAGUUUCUGAUACACGGCAGACUGCAAACAUUUAUGUUCCCGACAAUCUCGCGCGAUAACGUCCACCACAAUAUAAUCUCCGCAGUCAGUCUGGCAUCUCUGCUCUCACUUGGUACCCAGGAACAUCCGGAAGCAGGGCAGCACAGUCCUCUGACUCUGCCGCGCGGAGGGGCGGAUGAGAUAUUCUGUCUCUCUCUCUCUCUCUCGGGCUUCUCCUGUCGAAACCGUAGAAAAAUAUCUGGAGAAGCAAGUCAAACACCUUCAGCUGACGGACGAGUUUGAGUUAAACCGCGUUUUAUCCCCCCUGAAGCUCUUCCACUGCAUUUCUGUUCACUUGUCGAGGAUGGAAAACUGAUGGCCUUUCUCAUGUUGGAGGCUAGCUGUUCAUUCUGAAGGUGCAGGAUGAAAAGAUGGCACAGCUGCUUGAACCACCAGGUCCAGACAGCUUCCGCCCCUUUAGUCGUGAGUCCCUCAAAGCUAUCGAGAAACGCAUCGCAGAGGAGAAAACCAAGAAGCCAAAGGGAGAGAAGAGAAAACGCAAUGACGAGAAUGAGCUCAAGCCCAGCAGUGACCUGGAGGCGGGCAAAUCACUCCCUCUUCUGUAUGGGGAUGUUCCCAAGAGCAUGGUCUCGACGCCACUGGAGGACCUGGAUCCCUACUACCGCAAUCAGAAAACUUUCAUAGUAUUAGACAAGGGAAAUUUCAUCUUCCGCUUCAACGCCACUCCUGCCUUGUACCUCCUGAGCCCCUUCAACCUUCUCAGAAGAAUAUCAAUUCGGAUUUUGGUACACUCAUUGUUCAGUUUUGGGAUCAUGUGCACUAUCAUCACCAACUGUGCAUUGAUGACACUGAGUCGACCACCUGACUGGGCAAAGAAUCUAGAGUACACAUUUACUGCAAUCUAUACAUUUGAAUCCCUCGUUAAAAUCUUAGCGCGAGGGUUCUGCAUAGGGCAGUUCACGUUCCUGAGAGAUCCCUGGAACUGGCUGGAUUUCAGUGUCAUUGUCAUGGCGUAUGUAACAGAGUUUGUAAAUCUAGGCAAUUUUUCAGUUCUUCGCACAUUCAGAGUGCUGAGAGCUUUUAAAGCUAUUUCAGUCAUCCCAGGCCUGAAAACCAUUGUUGGUGCGUUGUUCCAGUCAGUGAAGAAGCUUGCGGAUGUGAUGAUCCUGACUGUCUUCUGCUUGAGCGUCUUUGCUCUGAUAGGAUUACAACUGUUCAUGGGCCAUUUAAGGCAAAAGUGUGUACGGAUGCCAAUAAAUGACAAUUCCACCAUAAAUGGGACAUAUAAUGGGACCUACAUGAAUGAAAACUUUUUCAACUGGACUGAGUAUUCUCUCAAUAAGAGUCAUCAUUAUUACCUCCCAGGCAAACGAGAUCCAUUGCUUUGUGGAAAUGGCAGUGAGGCUGGGCAGUGUCCAGAGGGGUACGAAUGCAUUCGAGUGGGAAGGAACCCAGACUAUGAUUACACCAGCUUUGAUUCAUUUGGUUGGGCCUUCCUCUCUCUGUUUAGACUGAUGACACAGGAUUACUGGGAAAACCUUUACCAGCAGACAUUGCGAGCUUCAGGGAAACCCUACAUGAUCUUUUUUGUGCUGGUAAUUUUCCUUGGUUCCUUCUAUCUGAUCAACCUGAUCUUGGCUGUGGUAGCUAUGGCCUACGAGGAGCAGAGCCAGGCUACCAUAAAGGAGGCUAAGGAGAAGGAGGAGGAGUUUCAGGCUAUGCUUGAGCAGCUGAGAAAGCAGCAAGAAGAAGUUCAGGCAGUAGCAACCGCGGCUGCUGCAGAGAGCGGAGAGCUCAGUGAAAAAGUCGCAAGAACCGAGAGCUCCUCUGAAAUCUCCAAGCUCAGCUCCAAAAGUGCCAAAGAGAGACGCAACAGGAGAAGAAAAAGAAAGGAAGAGGAGGGCAAAGGGGCUGAUCAGAAGUUUCCUAAAUCCGAGUCACAGGACAGUAUAAAGAAAGCUCGCUGCCGCUUCUCUGUGGAUGCAAACCUGCUCAGCUAUGACAUGAAAUGUUCAUCCGCACAUCAGUCCUUUCUGAGUUUUCGUGGACCCCUGUUCUCACCCAGACGAAACAGCAGGACCAGCAUUUUCAGUUUUCGAAGCCAAGCGCAGGACGUGGGCUCCGAAAAUGAGUUUGCAGAUGAUGAGAACAGCAUUUUUGAGGGCGACCUGAGACGGAGGAGCUCUGUGUUUCUCCCCAGGAGUCAUGAUCGACGCAGCAGUAGUAUGAGCCAAUGCAGCUUCUUGUCGCAUUUCCUACUUCCACCCAAUGGGAUCAAACACAGCUCGGUGGACUGCAAUGGGGUUGUGUCUCUGGUGGGUGGGAAUUCACUCCCAUCGUCACCUGGGGGGGCCCGUCUGCCUAAAGUGAUGGUAGAUAUGGCCUCAACUGGAGAUAACGCUGACACCACUGAUACAGAGUGCAAACACCCUGGUACGCACCAGUUUAUGGACUUCCUUGAGGGCCCAGAGGUCAGAGAGAGAGCUCAAAGUAUAGCUAGUGUCAUAACCAGCACAAUGGAGGAGCUUGAAGAGUCAAGACAGAAGUGUCCUCCAUGCUGGUAUAAAUUCGCCCACACCUUCCUCAUCUGGGAAUGUUGUCCACUAUGGAUGAAGAUCAAGAAAGUGGUUAAACUAAUAGUGAUGGAUCCAUUUGCGGACUUGGCCAUAACCAUCUGCAUUGUACUCAACACAUUGUUUAUGGCCAUGGAACAUUAUCCAAUGUCUGGCAGUUUCAGCAGAAUGCUAGCUGUGGGCAAUAUGGUAUUCACCGGCAUCUUCACUGCUGAAAUGGUCCUCAAGAUCAUUGCCUUAGACCCAUACUAUUACUUUCAGAAGGGAUGGAAUAUUUUUGAUGGAAUCAUUGUCAGUUUAAGCUUGAUGGAGCUCACUUUGGCAAACGUGGUUGGCAUGUCUGUUCUGAGAUCAUUCAGACUACUGAGAGUAUUCAAAUUGGCGAAAUCAUGGCCCACUCUUAACACGUUGAUCAAAAUAAUUGGUAAUUCGGUGGGGGCUUUGGGCAACCUUACGCUAGUGUUGGCCAUCAUCGUGUUCAUCUUUGCUGUGGUGGGCAUGCAGCUGUUUGGAAAAAGCUACAAGGACUGUGUGUGUAAAAUCUCUCAAGACUGCACUCUGCCCCGUUGGCACAUGAAUGACUUCUUCCAUUCAUUCCUCAUUGUGUUCCGAGUGCUUUGUGGAGAGUGGAUAGAGACCAUGUGGGACUGUAUGGAAGUGGCUGGGAUGCCCAUGUGCAUCAUUGUCUACAUGAUGGUCAUGGUUAUUGGAAAUCUUGUGGUGCUGAACCUGUUCCUGGCCUUAUUGCUGAGUUCGUUCAGUGCCGACAACCUGGCAGCGACGGAAGAUGACAGUGACAUGAACAAUUUGCAGAUUGCCAUUGGACGGAUUCACAGAGGCAUUGCCUUUUUUAAGUCCAUGCUUCGAAGUGGCUGCCCCUGUGCCUGUCUCAGUGGUAGGAAGAAAGGGAAGAGUGAGGACAAAACUCUGGAUGAGCUUCACAAACCUUUAGGGCCGAAUGGUGUCCCCAACCAUACCAUCAAAGACUUUCCUAAGAAUGGAAAUGGGGAUGUGAUUGGAGUGGACAAAAGUGGAGACAAGUACAUAGUCAGCAGCAAGAGUGAUGACUCUAUAAUGUCUUUCAUCAACAAUCCGAGUCUGACUGUCACUGUUCCUAUCGCUGUGGGAGAGUCUGACUUUGAAAACCUCAACACGGAGGACUUCAGCAGCACCUCGUCUGAUGCAGCAUGUCAAGUGAUUAUAGAAGACGAUGGCGAGGUCAGCUCCUCUGAGGGCAGCACAGUGGAUGGCCUCCCAGGCGGCGAGGGAGGAGAGUCCAUAGACAUUGAACUGGAAGAAUCAAUGGAACCUGACUCCUGCUUUCCUGAUGGCUGUGUGCAAAAGUUCCAGUGUUGUCAGGUAAAUGUGGAGGUGGGCCGGUGGAAAAUGUGGUGGACACUAAGAAAGACCUGUUACCGGAUAGUGGAGCACAACUGGUUUGAGAGCUUCAUCAUCUUCAUGAUCCUGCUUAGCAGUGGAGCACUGGCCUUUGAAGACAUUUACAUUGAGAAAAGGAAGAUCAUUAAGACGAUUUUGGAGUUUGCAGACAAGGUCUUCACCUACAUCUUCAUUCUGGAGAUGUUACUGAAGUGGGUGGCAUAUGGAUUUGCCAAGUAUUUCACAAAUGCCUGGUGCUGGCUGGACUUCCUCAUUGUUGAUGUCUCACUGGUCAGUUUGGUAGCCAAUGCUAUGGGAUAUUCUGACCUUGGCACCAUCAAAUCUCUGAGAACCUUGCGAGCUUUGAGGCCCCUGAGAGCCCUGUCACGAUUCGAAGGCAUGAGGGUGGUUGUCAAUGCCUUGCUCGGUGCCAUUCCUUCCAUCUUCAAUGUGCUGCUGGUAUGUCUCAUCUUCUGGCUCAUCUUCAGCAUCAUGGGAGUCAAUUUAUUUGCAGGGAAGUUCCACACUUGUAUCAACAGAACCACAGAUAAGCCUUUCCUUCCAUCAGAGGUGAAACACAAGAAUGCUUGUGAGGACUUGGGCAACGAUGUUGCCCGCUGGAGGAACCUCAAAGUCAAUUUUGACAAUGUUGGCUUGGGGUACCUUGCACUGCUACAAGUUGCUACAUUCAAGGGGUGGAUGGACAUCAUGUAUGCUGCUGUGGACUCUCAAAGCAAGCCAGAGGAACAACCCGAGUAUGAGAUCAACCUGAAGAUGUACCUUUAUUUUGUUGUUUUCAUCAUAUUUGGAGCUUUUUUCACACUCAAUCUCUUUAUUGGUGUCAUCAUAGACAAUUUCAAUCAGCAAAAGAAAAAGCUAGGAGGACAAGACAUCUUCAUGACUGAAGAGCAGAAAAAAUACUACAAUGCCAUGAAAAAGUUGGGGUCAAAGAAACCACAAAAACCUAUUCCUAGACCAUCAAACAAAAUUCAAGGAUACAUCUUUGACUUCACCACAAAACAAGCAUUUGAUAUUGUGAUAAUGGUUCUGAUAUCACUUAAUAUGGUUGCCAUGAUGGUGGAAACUGCUGACCAAACAAAAGAGACAGAGAAAAUUCUCUCUAACAUUAAUAUAGUAUUCAUCGUCAUCUUCUCUGGAGAGUGUUUGUUGAAGAUGAUCUCGCUCCGCCAUUACUAUUUCACAAAUGGUUGGAAUGUGUUUGAUUUCAUCGUAGUCAUCCUGUCAAUCAUUGGUAUGUUUUUCUCAAAAAUAAUAGAGCAGUAUUUUGUUUCGCCAACCUUGUUCAGAGUCAUCCGACUGGCUCGGAUUGGCCGUGUCCUCCGCCUUAUUAAAAGUGCCAAAGGAAUCCGCACACUCUUGUUUGCCUUGAUGAUGUCACUUCCUGCCUUGUUCAACAUUGGUCUCCUGCUCUUCUUGGUGAUGUUCAUUUAUGCCAUCUUUGGCAUGUCAAACUUUGCUUACGUCAAGAAGGAAGCAGGCAUUGAUGACCUUUUCAAUUUCGAGACGUUUGGCAACAGCAUGAUCUGUUUGUUUCAGAUAACCACCUCAGCAGGGUGGGAUACUUUACUAGCUCCCAUUCUCAACAAACAUAAAGAUGAUUGCAGCAAUAGCACGGAGCAUCCUGGCAGUUAUGUUAAAGGAGACUGUGGAAAUCCUCCUGUGGGAAUUGCCUUCUUCGUGAGCUACAUCAUCAUAUGUUUCCUGAUUGUGGUGAACAUGUACAUUGCAGUCAUCCUGGAAAAUUUUAGUGUGGCCACUGAGGAGAGCACGGACCCUCUAAGCGAGGAUGAUUUUGAGAUGUUUUAUGAGGUCUGGGAAAAGUUUGAUCCUCAUGCAACACAGUUCAUGGAGCACAAAAAACUGUCUGAUUUCGCAGAUGCUCUGGACCCACCAUUACGCAUAGCCAAACCUAACAAGAUUGAACUGAUCUCUAUGGAUCUACCCAUGGUGAGUGGGGAACGUAUUCACUGCUUGGACAUCCUGUUUGCAUUCACUAAACGUGUUCUGGGAGAAGGUGGGGAAAUGGACAUCCUACGGGGGCAGAUGGAGGAGCGCUUCAUGGCCUCCAAUCCUUCCAAAGUGUCCUAUGAACCCAUAACUACCACCCUCCGCCGCAAACAGGAGGACUCUUCAGCUGUUGUCAUCCAGAGAGCAUUCAGACAGUAUGCAAAGAAAAAAGCUACCAUUGACCCAUUUGUCACAUCAAGUGAUAACUUUCAAAAGGAUGAAAUAAUCAUUGACAAAGAAGACCUUGUCACGGACAAACCCGAAGAAAUUUCUAGCACUGAUAAAGGUGAACUGAUACCUCCAUCGGUCCCACAGCCUUCAUGUAACAGCGUGACAACAAAUGGAAAAAACAAAUAUGAAAAAGACAAAACUGAAAGGGAGGUUGUAGGUAAAGACGUCUGAGAGGAAGAUGAUGGUGAUGCAACAAAGACAUUUUAAUUAAUGAUAAAAUGUUUACAACUUUUGAAAGUGACUAAGACAUCCAUUGGACUCCCUUCUUUAGUAUGGAUAUCUAUGCCAAAUGCUUGAUUCUAUAGACUAGUGCCUAAAAUGGAAACAUGGCUCGUUCAGGCUGCAGUGGCACCACCUUGGCUGUGCUCAGCCAUAGAUGUCUUUUGACUGAAUGAGGGGAUGGGCAAGUGUUCUAAAAGACACUUCACUAAAAGCUUAAACUUCUAUUGCAGCUAGUUCUGCUAUGUCUUGAAUUGUUAUAUCACUGACUGUUGCAUUAAUUUAAGUACUUAUUUUUCAAGCAGAAGAACUGUUCAUUACUUUAAAAAUUCACAGUUUGGUUAAUUGACUUUUUGUACACUUUUUUUUUUUUAUUUGUUCUUCAAAGGGGUUGUUCCUUCAGGGGUACUCUUUACAGUGAGUGGCAUUGCUUUAAGCCUAGUCUUGCUAACUGAUAGCACUUAGAAUACUUGACAAAUCCAAGAGACCAUGCCGGAGUUGGUGGAUUUAACUAGAAUUAUACACCUGCAUGAAUUUUUUUCCAUGAUUAUGCAUGCUGGAAUGUAGCUCUUUCCCUGUCCAUCAUGCCACAUGAUGCAACGAUACAGUCGGGAAUUGGCUGUUUUUUAUACAUUACAAAAACGCGACUUUAGCCUACAGUCCAACAAAUCCAGCCAAGUGCAUCUAUUAUGUUUGACUAUCAGUGUCAGUGCAGUAACACUUGGCGGAAAUACUUUGCACAUUCAGUUACAUUACAGUCAUCAAAAUCAUUCACAUGCUCCUUCUCAGUCUGCUGUGUGCUAUGUAUAUGUACCAUUUACAAUAUUGCUAAUUAUGCACAAAUGUGCAUAAAUGAACUGUGCUAAAAACAGUCUUCAACUGAAAGUUUGUCUUUCAAAGCCAUACAUUCAAGAAAAAGCCUAUGUUGUUUGCACAUUGUCACAGACCCUGAUAUAUGUUACCUCUCUUAACAACAAAUCUCAGUCAGACAGUUUGCUUUAGGAGGAGAUUUUCUGUAUUUUUGUCUAUCUGUAGGUCAGAAAAGUUACUUAACUUUUUCUUUUACUUUUCCAAAAUACAAGUCCUUGCCAUCUUUUUCUUAUCUUGUCUGUUUGUCUGUUGUCUUUCUUAGCUCUUUUGAUGAUGAACCUCAGCGUGUAUUCUGUAGUGAUUACGGUGGUGUUUAUGGAACAAUUACUAUAUAUUGCCUGUGAUAUGAAACCAAAUAUAUUAUCCAUGUUUUGUUGCAUUCAGGCUAACAGGGAUAUUAUACAUUCAGCAGAAGAAAGAAGAAGAAGUGAGAAAUGUAAAUGCCCAUGAGAACUGUAUUUUUCUUGAUAAGGCAAACAUCCCUGUGUUUGACUACUGGUGAUGCUAUAUGACUCAGCUGCCUAAGCUUUGCUUUAUUCAACUUUUACAUUUUCUCCAAUUUUCAUUUGGAAAUUGUGACUGAAAAAAGGGUAAUUGUGUUAUUGUGUGCUUUUUUUCUUUUUUUUUACAAUUUACUUCUCAGGCUUUAUCAUGAUAAAUAUCGAAACUGGAUGAAUGAAGACUCAGAAUAUUCUCAGUGAUUGUCUCAAGGACAUGUCAUCACACAUCUCAUGUGCCCAUGGCUGUUUCCUACUUCUGUUUACAUUUAUGUAGUGGCAGUUGUGUUACUUUUGUCAGGUCUUCCACUAGCUUUAACAUCCACCCUAAACUAUGUCACAACUACAUCUGUUGUUCCAUGUUAUAAAAGUAUAAUUACAUUCAUGUAAGUAUAGUUUGCAUGUAAUUAGUUAAUUAACACUAAACUUUAUGCAUAAUGAAAGAAUGUUUUGAUCACACAGAAUUUAACAUCUCCCGUCAUUCAUAUGCAUAAUGCUUGUAGUGUAAAAAUAAACUGCAUGCAAGACACUCUUAUAACGCAUUUCAUUGAAACGCCAAAAGAAUAAAGAUCACAUGCACCUCAAAUAUGCCUUCAACCAUCAUUUAUUUUAUAAUGCUAUAUAAAAGACCUCUCUAUAUUUUAUAUGUACUUAAUAUUGUAUUUGAUUUCGUUACUCUGAUCAGAGGUGGAUUAUAGGAAAAAUGUCUCCAAGAGCGAGACUGACUGCCCACAGGUUUGCUCAUCAUGCUGACCCUGUUACCAUCUAUGUUCUGAUGAAACUGUGUGCUGCUUUAUGUCUGUCUCUCUCUGUCUCGAUCUGUCGUUUCAGAUCAUUUGUCAGUAAAGAGUGGUGGGUGGACUUCUAAAUGUAGUAGAUGUGUGAUUUCAGUAAUGCCUCUCAGGUUAAGAUCCAUAUUGUUGUCAGCUCAUUGUUCGUCCUACAGUUCAAUCAUUAAGUGAUUCAGAUGAAAACAAAAAUGUUAAUCUGUUGCUCAGCGCCACUAGUCCAGUAUACAAGAGAGAAGCUGUUUGCGAGUGUUUGCAAGCUCAAUCAUUUAUUAUACACUUUGUUCAGGGAGGGAGCGUCUCUGAAACUGUCUGCUUGCUUUGUGUUUUUGUUAUGUACAGGUAC
Messenger RNA from Scatophagus argus, 9223 nucleotides. It is a transcript of the gene scn1laa, whose product is annotated as sodium channel, voltage-gated, type I-like, alpha. Gene Ontology annotation, cellular component: axon; plasma membrane; voltage-gated sodium channel complex. Gene Ontology annotation, molecular function: voltage-gated sodium channel activity. The transcript is spliced from 27 exons. The coding region runs from base 705 to 6674 and encodes 1989 amino acids. The record is from RefSeq and is a predicted model, not a curated record. Gene Ontology annotation, biological process: sodium ion transmembrane transport; neuronal action potential; membrane depolarization during action potential. Lineage: Eukaryota; Metazoa; Chordata; Actinopteri; Scatophagidae.